This is a messenger RNA of Peniophora sp. CBMAI 1063, 924 nucleotides long. Lineage: Eukaryota; Fungi; Basidiomycota; Agaricomycetes; Russulales; Peniophoraceae. The record is from the annotation of a GenBank genome assembly.
AUGGCGGGACCCUCCUACCAAGUCUUCCCUGACCGCUCCGCUAAUCAUUUGAUGUUUCUCGUCAGCCAUGUCCUUCUCCACGACGGCUUCUCCGCUGCUAACUAUGCGUCUCAACGUACUCGGGACGAGGCGACUGCCGCCUACCGCGUCAUGGGCACCCGUCCUGUGAAUGUAGUGGGCUGCAUCGUCGAACUACCAUUUACCUAUGGCAACAUCUACGAAAUUGGGGCCGUUGGUCCCUGCGUCUUGCGCGGCCGUACAAUUUCUGUGCAUUCGCUUCGCGUAAGCACCGCGCUCGUGAACGGACAAACGAUCGACUUCUGGCCGGCGUACGAGAAGCUCAUCAUCGUCCCAUCUCCAGACGCAGCGUCGAGAUCGCUGAAGCUCCGACCCACACCGCGCACUCUUGCUAGCCAUACCAUCGCGUCGCUGGAAGAUUUCGCUCGCAGAUACCUCCAUCAAUUCGCCGGCAGUGACCGCGUCCACCCUGACUUCCAUGUUAACGUCAACCUGUCGUACCCUCCCGCUGUCCGCGUUAUGUCACCACAAGAGUGCUUGCUUCUUCACGUAGAUGCUAGCAGUGGGAAACGUCCUUCCUACGCCGCGGAAGCCUCGAAGGAUGAAGUACUGGAAGAGGUACCAAGGAAGCCUGCUGAGGGCGAGGGUGAAGUUGACUUCGACCUCUUUGACGAGACACUCAUCGACGACGAAUGUGAGGGCGAUCUCGCAGAUGUCUCCGCAGAGGGACUAGUGGCCGUCUACGUUGCACAUCGAUACAGACCCGCUCUGUCGCUGCCGUUCAAGGGUCGCUCAUUCCUGGCAUACGAUCCCGCAUUUGAUGACGAACGUGCACCGAACGACGUAGACUCAUCAAUCGACGAAGGUGCAUCCGUUAGCGAGUGCUUGAUCGUUACGAAUUUCUGA